UCUGUCCUCUUAGUUCCUGGGAGGUGACCUGCCAGUUGUCCAUCCAUCUCUUUGGUGGUUCUCUUUUCCCUUAUUGAAAAACAAAAUAAGAAAAUAUAUUAAACUAACAUUUUAUUUGUUUGUUCACAAAAACUAUUUUCUUGGUUUCAUCACCGUCAUCGGAACUAUAAAGAAGAUUAUGUUCGGAAGAUUUUUCCACUGCUUGCUUGUAGUAUUCUAGAACUUCAAAAAUUUUCAACUACUAGCCGUAAUGCUUGCCAAAUAAGUUAUCAACAUUCUUAAAUUUUUAAAAGUUUUGGUUUUACUCCAGUAGGAAUUAGCUUCGGUGGAAUAUCAAUACGUGAUUGGACUUUUCUGCAAACCUCUUCAAAUACUCUUGUAUAUGUUUUAUCUGUCGUUUUUUAUUUUUACUCACUUUGUUUGUGGUUAUGAUGCACUAUCCGUACCGAUAGUACCUCCUCAACCUUGGAAAGCCGCUCUUAUGGCAAGAUACGUCAUACACAUGACAGAUUGGGUUUCGAUAGCAACUAUAUCUACUCAAGAAGCAAUAAAUGGUUUUCCUUUCGUAAGUUUGAAAUCCUUCAGCGAUGGUACAUCAACUAAUUCGACAGGUGUUCCAUAUCUUUAUAUGACCGAUCUAGACGUUACAGGCAAAGAUGUUCUGAAAAACAGGAGAGUUUCGAUAAUGGCGACAUUAGCUGAAACUAAUUACUGCGAGAAUAAAGAAUUUGACCCGCAAGAUCCCAGAUGUGCUAAAAUACUUAUAAGUGGAAAAUUGUUUAAAAUCGAAGCAACUUCACCAGAAUACGUUUUCGGGAGAAACUCUUUAUUUGAAAAACAUCCUAGCAUGAAAAACUGGCCGAAAGAUCAUCUGUUUUAUGUUGCGAAAGUUGUUCCUGAACAAAUUGAAGUUCUAGAUUAUUUCGGAGGAUUGAAGUUCGUUACAAUCGAAGAUUAUUUUAAUGCCAAUAUAACCGAAUUAAUAAAUUUAGAUAGACACUUUUCCAGAGUAGCUAUUAUUGAUAUUGAUGCUAAUUGAUUCAUAAAAAUUAUUUGUAAAUAAAUUAAAUACGUUAGUAUCUACAUUAGAAAUGUAAUUUUACAAAAAGCUGCAAAUAUAUUUUUUUGUGAA
Messenger RNA from Diorhabda sublineata, 1132 nucleotides. It is a transcript of the gene CREG, whose product is annotated as protein CREG1. Bases 383 to 1039 code for a protein of 218 amino acids. NCBI's taxonomy places the organism in Eukaryota, Metazoa, Arthropoda, Insecta, Coleoptera, Chrysomelidae. The record is from RefSeq and is a predicted model, not a curated record. The transcript has 6 exons.